This is a messenger RNA of Moneuplotes crassus, 1215 nucleotides long. Lineage: Eukaryota; Ciliophora; Spirotrichea; Euplotida; Euplotidae. The record is from the annotation of a GenBank genome assembly.
AAUCAAUAUGAUUUCCAAACUUCACGGAGGACUCAUCUUCAACGGAGAUGAAGAGAAGCUCUCACCCUCAAAGGAAGAGACCAAGACCAUGGAGGAAGAGAAGGUCUCAAAGGAUGACCUAAAUGCUAGAUUCUGCCCAAGGACAUCAGAUCUCUCCCUAGAUGAAAGAUAUAACCUCUGCGCUUCUGUGGGAGAAGAGAUCGUCAAAGAAGAAGGACUUAGAGAACUCCUUAAGAAGAAAGACAACUUCAUCUGUUAUGAUGGAUUCGAACCUUCUGGAAGAAUGCAUAUUGCACAAGGACUCUUGAAAGCUAUUAAUGUAAACAAGAUUACCAAAGCUGGAGGAAUCUUUGUCUUCUGGGUUGCAGACUGGUUUGCUAUGCUUAACAUGAAAAUGGGAGGAGACCUUGAGAAGAUUAGGGACCUCGGAAGAUACUUCAUUGAAAUCUGGAAAGCAUCUGGUAUGAACCUCGAAAACGUCAAAUUCCUUUGGUGAUCCGAUGAAAUUAAUAAGAGAGCAGAUGAAUACUGGGCAAUGGUAAUGGAUAUUUCUACUAGAUUCACUCUUAACAGAAUCAAAAAGUGUACUCAAAUCAUGGGAAGAGAUGAUGAAUAUGAACUCUCUGCCUCACAAAUCUUUUAUCCAUGCAUGCAAGCCACAGAUAUUUUCUUCCUGAAAGCAGAUGUAUGCCAGCUUGGAACGGACCAGAGAAAGGUAAACAUGCUUGCUGUUGAAUAUGCUGAGAAAGCUGGACUUGAAAAGCCAGUUAUCAUCUCUCAUCCAAUGCUCAUGGGAUUGAAAAAGGGUCAAGCAAAGAUGUCUAAAUCUGACCCAGACUCAGCCAUCUUCAUGGAGGAUACUGCUAAAGACGUCAAGAGAAAAAUCAAGAAAGCAUUCUGUGAUCCAGGAGAUGUUGAAACUAACCCAAUUCUGAAUUACUAUGAACAUAUCCUAUUCGCCUUGAAAGACUCAUGGACCCUUCACAGACCAGAAGAAUGGGGAGGUGACAUCACCUACAACAGCUACGCCGAACUAAAACAAGACUACGCUGAUCUCAAGAUAAACCCCGAGGACAUCAAAGAGAACCUAACUGACUUCCUAAACGAACUCCUUGAGCCAGUCAGAAAGCACUUCAUCGAUAACGAAUAUGCCAGAAACUUACUCGAAAAGGUCAAGGAAUAUAGAAAAUAACUUAUCCAAUAAAUUUGCAGCUA